AACCAAAUCAUAGUCUCUCAGCACUGCUGUUGUUUUGAUUCUUAAUUAGCCAACGUUAUUACUAAAGGACUCAGAGUUGCUUGUUUUUCACUGUAUCACGUGUAUUUGUAUUUUUCCUACUAAUGCAUGUGAAUAAAACAUUUUAGGAGCUUAGGCCAUAAUUUUGGGGCUUAUGGAGGCUUAACGAAGACCCCCCCAGCUCCACCUCCACCCCGUCACCACCCUCCUUCUCCUUCUCGGGGCUCAGUCCACUCAGCUGACUCGGCUUUGCUCAGCGCUGGGAAUGAGUUUCUAAUACUCCGUUAUAAACGUUCACACAACAAACAAAUCACAGGAAACACAGCUGGAUGCUGCUCAUGGCAGGGUUGACACACAGCGAGGUGCAGAAUCAACCAUGGAUAACUGGAAUUUCUUGUGCGUGAAUUACUUUGUUUUUAAUUGACAUUUUUGUCUGGAUUAUGCGGAUCCUAUGUGGAAUGCAGGACAUUUGAAGGCCCCACUAUUGUUCAGGGUAAACUUGGAUCGCAAAGUGGACAAUGUUAAGAAACCCCAGAACAUCUUUAACGCUCGCUCAAAGACAAAGGUUUCUCUCACAAUGUCAUCCUGGAUUUAUUCAUCACAGUAACAGGCUCUUUGAGAUGAGCAGCUCUGACUAGAUUUACAGUCAGAAAAAGCGGAACACUGAUCAGAAUGACUGACCUCAGACAAGUUUCUGUGUAUUCAGACUCAGGCAUUUAUAAGAAUGUGUUCUGUAAUCCUGCGUUCGAGCUGGAGGGGGAGAGGGACAAGUGUGUGGAAGGACUCAGUACGUCAUCGUCCACUCCCGAACCAGUCAAACCAGCAGCAGCUGGCCUGAGCUGGGGUCUGCUCGGCCUGUUUGUGAUGCGUCUGCGGGGUCCAGGUUGUGGCUGGGGGGUGCUCCUGGUCUCCGCCGCUGCUCUGCUCCUGGUAGCGGCCCUUGGACUGGCGCUGGCCCUCAUCCUCACACAGAUAAAUGGGCAGGAGGUGGAGGCGCAGUUGCUUUCCACCAGUCCACCGCAUCUAGUGAGCGCAGGACAUGGACAGACUCACCCUUCGCCCACAGCGUCCUCCAAUAGGAGCCAGCGGUACAGUACAACCAGCCCACCGCCCACUAGGAGCCCCUCACCUGAAACACGCUGCGGAGGCGUUUUGACAGACCCCGAGGGCAGCUUCAGUUCGCCGAACUACCCUGGCUCGUAUCCCCCCAACUCCCUGUGCGUGUGGGUGAUCCGGGCCCCAGCCCCCUACUCGGUGCAGAUACGCGUCUCCACUAUGAACGUGGAGGGGCCCGUUCCCUGCCUGUUUGACUGGCUGGAGGUGCAGGAGCAGCGAGAGCAGAGUUCCGUGGUCACCAGGUUCUGUGGUAAUGUAGCUCCACCGACAGUCAACACAAACAGCAGCACGGUGUGGGUGACCUUCCGCUCUGACGGCAGCAUCGCAGGCAACGGCUUCAGCGCUCAGUACAGGGUCCUGCUGCCUGAACACAAAAGCUGCUCAAGAGAGGAGUUCAUGUGCGACGGCGGCCGCUGUCUGCUGCCCGUGUCCCUGUGCGACGGUCAGCCCAACUGCCGAGACCGAACGGACGAAGCAAACUGCAGCCUCAAACACAAGGAUUGUGGUGGGGAGAAAACUGGUCCGUACGGAUACCUGGCCAGUCCAAACCAUCCUGAGCCUUAUUCUCACCUGCAGAUGUGUAUAUGGAAUAUAUCUGUGGAGGAGGGUCAUGUCAUCACCCUGAGCUUCAAGAACUUCAGCCUGGAGACUCAGGAGGUGUGUGAGUUUGACUAUGUGGAGGUGCAUGACAGCGUGGACACAGGAGCUGGGAAGGUCCUGGGCAGGUUUUGUGGUGCCACUGCACCGCCGGACCUGAUCUCCUCCGGCCCCCACAUGACUGUUGUGUUUGUGGCUGAUGAUGGAGUGGCUGACAGUGGCUUUAACGCAUCAUACCAGGCAGUGUCCAUAUCAGACAGGACAUGUGGUCCCAGAGAGUUUUCCUGCAGUACAGGGCAAUGCCUUCAGCCUCAGUGGUUGUGUGAUGGAUGGAACGACUGCCCCGAUGGAGCAGACGAACGGAGCUGUAGCAACACCACCUUUCCUUCUUUCACUUCAACAUGUGAGACCAUAGAGGUAGAGAUGUGUCAAGGUCUCAGCUAUAAUCUAACAUCAUUUCCAAACAUCUGGCUGUCAAUUGCUGAUCAGAGAGAAGCUGCCACGCUGCUGAGACAGUACCGGGUACUGAUGGAGCUGGCCUGCUUUGAACCGCUGCAGAAGCUGGUGUGUGGGAUGUUUCUACCCCAGUGUAGUCCUCUCGGUGGCGUCCUCCAGCCCUGUCGCUCGGUCUGCUCCUCAGCCGAGCAGCAGUGCAGCCAAGCUCUGGACCACUUCUCCUUCAGCUGGCCCUUCAACUGCCACCUGCUGCCUGACUCACAGGACCCAGUGGAGUGUUCCCUGCCUUGAAGCCUCAAGAGAUUCAAGUUACAAAUAUGUUCUUAACAAACUGCACAGCACCCGUUAGUGAAACAGAUUGUUGCUCUCAUUGCAAAGUACUUUGGACAUAGUUGCAGAAGUGUUUGAGGGCUGGAAGCCUGUGUAAAACUGGGCUACCAGAACUCCUUACUCCUACUUUUUCACACUAUUUAUUGCUUUGAUGUCAGUCUUGUUAAGUAGUAAAAAAGAAAAACGAUCAAUACAAAAACAAUAUAUUUAAAAUCAACAUUUAUUGCAUUGUUCUCAUCAUUAUGUGCUUCAGUGUUUAAAACAGUUCAGAGUUAAUCUGGUGAAACGUCAGUUCCAAAAACUGGAAUCCAUGAACUCAUGGCUCUGCUCAUCAAAUACAGACCAUGAGAAAGACACUACAUCAGUGACUCAUUGAUCUCACUUAAGUUAAGCAAACUGCUCCAAAGGAACUGGGGAUUUGUAAGCUUCAUUAUCUACUGUGUGAACAGUAUUCAAGUAACAAUCAUAUACCAACACUGAUUAUUGUUGUCUUUACACUGCAUUAAUUUACUGCUUAAACAUAAAAACCUGCUAAUUGAAGUUA
Messenger RNA from Betta splendens (Siamese fighting fish), 3061 nucleotides. It is a transcript of the gene mfrp, whose product is annotated as membrane frizzled-related protein. Gene Ontology annotation, molecular function: protein binding. NCBI's taxonomy places the organism in Eukaryota, Metazoa, Chordata, Actinopteri, Anabantiformes, Osphronemidae. The transcript has 13 exons. The record is from RefSeq and is a predicted model, not a curated record. The coding region runs from base 691 to 2478 and encodes 595 amino acids.